AUGAAAGAUCUCAAGUAUAUGAAACUUGUGUCCCCCACCGGUCGGCUCAUACUAGCGACCCCGCAAGUCGAAGACGAUCUCGCCGUAUCAAUCCUCCGAUCAGAUCCCGCCGUUCUUCGCUACCUCGCCGGAGUCAUCCCAGACGUAUGCGAAAUCGAAGACGCUCGUCAGCUACGGGAAGCCCGCUCCCAGGACAAACAAACAUGCGACUUCUACAUACACCUCCUCGAAGACGACUCACCCAAGUUCGUUGGGAUGACGGGGAUCUUUAAGAUCAGUGACGCGCAUCGAUCAUGCGAGGUGGGAAUCUUGAUUUCACCGCAAGUACACGGGCAAGGAAUAGCUACGGAAGCACUGUAUACAGCGCUGAAUUUCGCCUUUGCGGAGAGGGGGAUGCAUCGCGUUACUGCGCAAACCAGUGCUGCGAACCAACCCAUGAGAAAGUGGUUCGAGGAAGUAGCUGGUGCAACUGUGGAUGGCCGUAUGAGAGACGCCUGGUCGACGGCUCCGGGGAAAUAUGUAGACACGAUUGUGUAUGGCAUAUUAGAGGACGAGUGGAGAGACGUGAUCAAGUCAAAAUUGGAGGCAAAGAUGACAAAGGAGAAGGGUGGCGGGAAAACUACGGCCUAA
Messenger RNA from Pleurotus ostreatus (oyster mushroom), 630 nucleotides. RefSeq lists its product as uncharacterized. The transcript has a single exon. NCBI's taxonomy places the organism in Eukaryota, Fungi, Basidiomycota, Agaricomycetes, Agaricales, Pleurotaceae. The record is from RefSeq and is a predicted model, not a curated record. The coding region runs from base 1 to 630 and encodes 209 amino acids. Gene Ontology annotation, molecular function: acyltransferase activity, transferring groups other than amino-acyl groups.